This is a messenger RNA of Symbiodinium pilosum, 325 nucleotides long. Lineage: Eukaryota; Dinophyceae; Suessiales; Symbiodiniaceae. The record is from the annotation of a GenBank genome assembly.
AUGAACCAGUCAUGCUUCCCCUUCCACGAGAACAUCCGAAUUCAGAUGCACGAAGUGCAGGUGGUGGUGGUGAUGAUGAUGAUGAUGAUGGUGAGGAUCGCUCUCAAGACGCCCAUCGUCUCCAGCCCCAUGGACACGGUUACAGAGUCUAACAUGGCCAUUGCUAUGGCGCUGGAGGGUGGCAUUGGCGUUAUCCACACCAAUCUGCCGGUUGAAGCUCAGGCCUACGAGGUGGCGCGAGUGAAGAAGUACAAGGCCGGCUUCAUUCUUGAGCCGAAGUGUGUGCCCCCAACAAUGACGGUGGAGGAGCUCGACAGGUUGAAGA